Molecule: messenger RNA, 459 nt
Organism: Prunus armeniaca (apricot)
Lineage: Eukaryota; Viridiplantae; Streptophyta; Magnoliopsida; Rosales; Rosaceae
Source: the annotation of a GenBank genome assembly
AUGAGGUGGGGAGGAGGGUGGUGGGUGGUUGUCUCUCAACAACAAAAGGAAAUCAAUGGGGAAGGGAAGAAGGUCUGGGUCAUUGUUGAGUUGGGGUUUUGGGUUUGUUGGGAGGGGUCUGUGGAGUUCUCUAAAGGUUGCCCUAGCCUUGAUGAAGAAGGUGGGUCCUUUGUUAUCUGGGUUGGUGUUUUGGCGUCUUCCGUUAUCUGGGCCAAUGUCAACGAUGACAAAGACGGGUCUUCUGCUAUUUGGGUUGGUAAGAAGACGGGUUCUUUGGUAUCUGACAUGAAGAAGAAGAAGGGUCUUGUGGGGUCUUGGGGUAUAGAAGAAGAAGGAUUUGAGGAUUGGGACUCGAGGGUUUGGAGGAGCUGGAGUUUUUGGUUAAGGGAGUCUUGGAUGGAGGUGAAGUGGGAAUCGAGGUUAGACCAGGUGAGAUUGAAGGAGGAGAAGACGUUGUAG